AUAAAAGGAAGAAUACAGAAAUAAGAAGAAGAUCUCUUACCACCAUUAUUUGAUCAUUUUGUUUGGUGUGUCUCAACAAAACACUUCAUAGAUGACAAUCCUUUUCAUCGAGAACACAAAACUGAAAUAUGCUUUCCAUUGCUCUAAAUAGAAAUCAUCUUCGCUGAGAGACACUUUGGUGAGGCAUGCCUCAUUUUCUCUUCUACUCAUCUGAAGGUCAUGAUUUGCUUCUUCACCAAUUCAAAGAUCAAUUACAACUUACAAGCCUCACCAUAUUUCUAUGUGGUUCUUGCAACUAAAUGCCUAUAUGCAUGUUUACUGAAAACUGCAGCAAAAGACACGCAUUGAAAGAGUCACUGGAUUUGUCUUAGCCAUUUGGGGAAUAAUUUUUUACUCUCGGCUUCUAAGCACAAUGACAGAACAAUUUCGGGUACCGUCACAGCUACAACAGUUAUCAGGAGGCAGAGACUUCUGCUUAUAUUAUACCCCAAGGAAGCAGAUGGACAAGCUAGCUGAGGCGUAUUCCAGAGAUUUUAAUCAUAUUGACAUCCUUACAAAGAGAUUCCGCAAAGGACCCUCAGAAUCUAUACUUUCACUUGGUUGGCGUGGAGACGUUGUGCAAAUGAUCGAGGAGUUUGAUAACUAUCUUGGUCCAGAAACAUUAUCGGAUGUACCGUUAGAGGACAGAAGAAGAGUGGGUGAUAGUAUGAGUUCAGUGAAAAUCAAGAACAUCCAAGUUUCGCAUAAGGUUGGGAAUCCUCUGAAUUAUGAUACAUUAAAGCAAACUAUAAUGCGUAUGAAAUGUAAAUAUAGAAAAAGCAAAAAUAUUCCUUUGACCAUCCUUGUCAUAUCGGAUCGAGACUGGCUUCUUGGAGAUCCAUCUAGAGCAGACAAACAAUCCGCUUACUCUCUUCUACUCGCUGAAAGCAUCUGCAACAAGCUUGGAGUAAAGAUAACAGGACUCAAGCCGUCCUUAACUUUCAUAGCAGCAGAGGAAGUUAUGGGCCUUGUAACAGCACAAGUUGCUGAAAAUAGCGAACUGAACGAGGUAUGGAAGGACAUUCUAGAUGCAGAUGGUGACGAGAUAUACGUAAAGGACAUUGAACUGUACAUGAAAGAGGGCGAGAAUCCUUCAUUCACUGAGCUCUCAGAGCGAGCUUGGCUAAGGAGAGAAGUCGCCAUAGGCUACAUAAAAGGCGGUAAAAAGAUAAUCAAUCCGGUUCCAAAGACAGAACCUCUCACCCUUGAAAUGGAUGACUCAUUGAUUGUUAUUUCAGAGCUUGAAGGAGACCAACCCAUCACACUAUGAAAAUAUAUACAAUCUCAUAUA
Molecule: messenger RNA, 1330 nt
Organism: Arabidopsis arenosa
Lineage: Eukaryota; Viridiplantae; Streptophyta; Magnoliopsida; Brassicales; Brassicaceae
Source: the annotation of a GenBank genome assembly